GACUAACAAAUGACAUGUUCUGAUGAAUAUAAAAGGCUAUGACUAUUGGGCCGAAAAUGGGCCGAACACCUUAAAUGUAAAAAACUGUUGAGCAAAAAGCUUCUCUUCCUUCUCUAUCUUCUCAAAAUCUCGACUGUCUACCGGAAAACAUACAUGGCUGCCGAUUUCUGGAAUUCGUCUCACUAGUAAAAACAUUCUUUUCACCUUUACCCAUCAAAAUUCACUUCUUCUUCUUCUUCUACGCAACUUUCAGUUUCAAUUUCUGGAUUAUUUUGUUUGGAUGUAGUUCAUGAUCUUGAUAAAGAACGUGGAAUCUCAAUUGAUGAAUUCAAGCUCAUCAAGUUCCACAUGUCUAAUCUGAUUGAUCAAAGAAAGUGUUUGAGUUUACUGGUGUUUCAGCACAUUAAAGUGAGGCAAAGUUCCCUUGUCUUUAUACUAAAAAUCAGAUAUGAGAUUAAAGAUAUUCUGGAAAUGGAGAUGAAGAUCUUGGAAGCAUUGAACUUCUAUCUUGUUGUAUUCCACCCAUACCGAUCUCUUCCUGAGUUCUCUCAGGAUUCUGAAAUUUAUGACACAAGUAUGACCCAUUUAACUUGGGGUCUUGUUAACGACACAUACAGAAUGGACCUCAUCCUUAUACAUCCGCCGUUUCUCAUCACACUCGCUUGCAUUUACAUUGCUUCUGUACACAAAGAGAAAGACAUAAGGACUUGGUUUGAAGAGCUUUUUCUCGACAUGAACAUUGUGAAGAAUAUUGCAAUGGAGAUAUUGGAUUUCUAUGAAAACCAUAGACUGUUCACGGAGGAGAGAGUUCACGCCGCCUUCAACAAACUUGCUACAAACCCGUAAAGUUUCGACCAAGGAAUCUUAAAGUUUCGACCAAGCUUGUCUGUGUUUUUGUUCCCCUGAGAAAAUAUAAUGCUUUGCCAGAAGUUUUGGAAAUGAGAUUAUUCCUGUUUAUUGUACAUCAGUUUUGCUCGUCUUCAA
Messenger RNA from Arabidopsis lyrata subsp. lyrata, 984 nucleotides. Its product is annotated as cyclin-C1-2. Gene Ontology annotation, biological process: positive regulation of transcription by RNA polymerase II. Bases 349 to 846 code for a protein of 165 amino acids. NCBI's taxonomy places the organism in Eukaryota, Viridiplantae, Streptophyta, Magnoliopsida, Brassicales, Brassicaceae. Gene Ontology annotation, cellular component: nucleus; mediator complex. The transcript has 7 exons. Gene Ontology annotation, molecular function: cyclin-dependent protein serine/threonine kinase regulator activity. The record is from RefSeq and is a predicted model, not a curated record.